UUUUUUUUUCCCUGCUCCUUGUCGGAUCCUAGUCUCUACUGUCGUAUGUCGUCAUUGUUUUCCUUUCGUGUACUGUUUACCAGUUGCUACCAGAGUCUGAGCUCCUUGCCUCUGCUCACCUGUGCUGCUUGGAUUUCUGUACACUUCCUCAUUAAAACCAUCGUUAUUGCAUUAACCUGGUUGUACAGCCGUCAAUCCUCACCACUCAAACCCCCACCUUAUGACAUUUAUGACUUGCAGAAGAUGUUGGACGCAACAUGAUCAUCUGAUGGCAGCAUUUUUCGGGAGGAUGUCCGCCACUGGGGAGCAGUCUAGUGACACACCUGUCGAUAUUAAAGAAAGACACUUUUUCUGAAAGCCUAACUUCUUGAAAAUCAUGUCAUUUUGUUAGAAUUGUCUAUCCCUGAAAAGAAAAAGAUUUUUGUCGCAGUUAAAUUCAGCAGAAAGUUCUGCAUAACAAGUCUGCAGAACGGCAUGUAUUUUCAGCCCUCACAACGUGCAUGUGUUUGAAAGUAUAGCUGAUUUAUAGGCUCUGUUGCUGUAGGGCUGUUGUUUGUACAGUCUCUGCCCUCUGCCUCUCUCCCUCCUGCUCCACUCAGCCCUCCCAGACUCGAUUCAGCAACUAGGAAGCGUCGCGCGCAGUCUCAGCUACUGGCCGAGCGUGCCUUCGGCCAGCGAGCGGAUUUGCGCUCGCGCCCCUAGUACUGUGUCAGCUUCACUCAGCUAGUACUUUAUCGCCCUGCGCGCUUUCAACCAGCCGCUCCGCGCGCAGAUGUAAGACAUCGGAGCUUUUCAGCGGGAGAAGACUUGCUAUAGUUGUUUGAGCUCCAUGGAGGACCGCUGCUCCCCGGAUAAUGAGAGGAUGGAAGCGUGGCUGGACGACCACUUGGAGUUCACCCACUCGUACUUUGUCAAGAAGGCAUCAAGGGAGAUGGUGAAUGCCUGGUUUGCUGAGCGUGCUCAUACCAUCCAGCCAUCUGUCCCUAAAGAAAACUGUUCCCAGCAGCGAACCCACCAGUCCUCCUCAGAUCUUUGCCCCUCUUCUAACUCCACCACCCUCCUGGACAACUGCUGCCCCUCCCCUGCCACUGUACCUAGCCCAGCUCCUGGUACCCCAACUCGCAAAAUCUCAGCUUCAGAGUUUGACCGCCCACUAAGACCCAUUGUGGUCAAAGACUCUGAGGGUUCCCUCACAUUUCUGAGUGACUCGGAACGGGAACCCGUCCCUCUCUGUGGUUCGGUGAUGGGAGAGGGUGGUGGUGAUGAUGGGAGUGGCAGGGAGGUUGACCGCUGCACCAGGCUGCUGGAGCUAGUAAAGGAAGUAUCAAGUUAUCUGGAUGUGACAGCGCUCUGCCAUAAGAUCUUCCUACACAUCAAUGAGCUGAUCACUGCAGACCGAUACUCACUCUUUCUGGUGGGUGAAGACAGCUCCAACAGGAAGUUUUUGGUCAGCCGGCUGUUUGAUGUUGCUGAAGGAUCCACAUUGGAAGAAUCAUCCACCAGCUGCAUCCGACUAGAGUGGAACAAGGGGAUAGUGGGGCAUGUAGCUUCCACAGGGCAGCUGCUCAAUAUCAAGAAUGCAUAUGAGGACCCAAGAUUCAAUGCAGAAGUUGACCUGAUCACAGGCUACAAAACCCAAAGUAUCCUUUGUCUACCCAUCAAGAACCACAGAGGAGAGGUUGUUGGAGUGGUUCAGGCUAUUAACAAAAAAUGUGGAGAGAAUGGUGCCUUCACUGAACAGGAUGAGAAGGAUUUUUCAGCCUAUCUAGCCUUUUCAGGCAUAGUUCUGCACAAUGCACAGCUGUACGAGACCUCGCAGUUGGAAAACAGACGCAAUCAGGUGCUGUUGGAUCUGGCCAGACUGAUCUUUGAGGAGCAGCAGUGUUUGGAGGUUGUGCUGCGGAAGAUUGCCGGAACCAUCCUGUCCUUCAUGCAGGCUCAGGCCUGCACUGUUUUCAUUGCUGAUGACGACUCAAUGAAUUCCUUCUCCAGUGUGUUUCACAUGGAACAUGAGGAGCUGAGGGAAGUCCUAGAUACUCCCAAAAGAGACUGUGAUGUCAGUCAGAUAAACUACAUGUACGCUCAGUAUGUUAGAAACACCAUGCAACCUCUCAACAUCAUCGAUGUCACCAAGGACCAGCGCUUCCCUUGGACAUGUGAAAGCCCUGAUCACUCCAGCAGUCGGAUAAAAAGUUUGCUCUGCACUCCAAUCAGAAAUGGCAAGAAAGACAAAGUCAUAGGGGUGUGCCAGUUGGUGAACAAAACGGACGAAGCGUCAAGCACCGUCAAGACCUUCAACAGAAACGAUGAGCAGUUCCUGGAAGCGUUUGCCAUCUUCUGUGGCCUUGGCAUUCAGAACACACAGAUGUAUGAGACUGUGGAAAGAGCCAUGGCCAAACAGGAGGUCACUCUGGAGGUUUUAUCAUAUCAUGCCUCUGCCACUGAGGAGGAAACCCGGGAACUUCAGGUGACCACAGUUCCUUCGGCACAGUCGCUGCAUCUGCUGGACUUCAGUUUCAGUGAUUUCGACUUGUCAGACACUGAAACCACCCUGGCUACUAUCCGCAUGUUUAUUGACCUCAAACUGAUCCAGAACUUCCAGAUGAAGUACACGACCUUGUGCCAGUGGGUUCUGAGUGUCAGGAAGAACUACAGGAAGAGCGUGGCCUAUCACAACUGGAGACAUGCACUGAACACAGCGCAGUGCAUGUUUGCUCUGCUCAAGUCAGGACGCUUACAGAAUAACCUGAAUGAUGUGGAGAUCUUGGCCCUGAUGAUUGCAACUCUCUGCCAUGACUUGGACCAUAGGGGAGUCAACAACUCCUACAUACAGAGGAGUGAUCACCCACUGGCCCAGCUGUACUGUCACUCUACCAUGGAGCAUCACCACUUUGACCAGUGCCUCAUGAUCCUCAAUAGUCCUGGAAACCAGAUCCUCAGUGGUCUCUCUUUGGCAGAGUACAAGACCACUCUGAAGAUGAUUGAGCAGGCAAUACUGGCCACGGACCUCGCCCUGUAUAUGAAAAGGCGAGAAGAGUUCUUUGAGCUGACCAAAAACAACCAGUUUGUUUGGGAGGAUGACCAUCACAGGGACCUCCUCAGGUCAAUGCUGAUGACUGCAUGUGACAUCUCUGCCAUCACUAAACCCUGGCCAGUUCAAAAAAGGAUCGCAGAACUUGUGGCCACUGAAUUCUUUGAACAGGGGGACAAAGAGCGUCGGGAACUGAACAUUGAGCCUAUUGAUCUUAUGAAUCGUGAGAAAAGAGAUAAGAUACCCAGCAUGCAGGUUUCCUUCAUUGAUGCCAUUUGUGUUCAGCUAUAUGAGACCUUGGCUGGCUUAUCAGAGCACUGCUGCCCUCUGCUGGAAGGGUGUCAGAAAAACCGGCAGCAUUGGAAGCAUCUGGCUGAGGAUUGUGAGAAAGGCCUGGUCAAUGGCCUGGUGUGAUCCAACUACAGUUUGGCUUCUGGAAAAACUGCAAAUUCCAGGACUUCUUCCUGUGUCUCCCAGACUCACUAAACAUUCAUAAGAUUAGUAUGGUACUACAGACAUGUUUUGUGGACUAUGGGACUUUAACCAUUUCUGAAAAGGGAAAGCCACCAUAAGGUCUCAAAUCUUAUGUGGUUCUCACCAAGCAGUUCUUCCCACAUCUGUCACUGCAAUCAUGCUAUCCUCUCAAAGCUAAAUGUUCUGGUGUGUUCCAUUUAUCUUGGAAGUCGGAUCUAAGAUAUGAGAACAUAGGCGUAACUUCCUGAAGGCCUGGUGUGGACAUGUCCCCAUCAACUCUGGCCUGAGGGGGACAGUCCCCCCCAAUAUUUCCUACACAUUUUUACUUUAUGUGCCUGCAUAUACUUGUGGACAGUAACUUGGCAGCAGCUGCGAUCUGUGUAUAAAAUAUUAACAGCCAGUAGGCGACUGCUUUUUAAAAUUUCAUUGUAAAACAUAAAUGGCAAGUCCGGUCAGUGAACAUCACAAGACUUGCAGUGCGCCACAUGCGCUAUUGGUUUGCAUUGAGCCUGCAAUAUCGGUGGUCGGGGAAAUGACAAAGAAUCUGAAAAAAGGACACAGUGUUUUGCUAUUAAUUGAAAACUCUAUGACAGCAAGAUAACAAGGUCCAAGAGAAUCACAUUUCACAUGUCAGUAAAAAGUUUGAAUUAAAGUGAAAAGUAGGUUAACUAUGUGUAACAUGCCCAAGCUGCAUAGUUCAGUGUGUUUCGGUUCAGUUAGUACAAAAAUAAAUCAACCCACACAUCUACUUUGUGGCAGAUUAUCAGUAGAGCAGGUGUUUAAAUUAGCUAAUCAACCACCACAAGUGUUGAGGCAAUUACUUUUUAAUGAUCGCAAAAUAAACAGCAAGCCUGAAAAUUCAAAAAACAGAAAUCUGUAGCGGGCUGAAUGUUUUGGUAUUUCUUUGUGUGGGAAUUUUUUAGUGUGUUUUUUCUUAUUUUAAUUCCUAAUACACUUGAACUUAAUCUUUGCUCCUUCAACUCCUGGAGCUGUUGUUUGAAAGUUGCCUUGGCAACGGGUCUGUGUGUGACGUUAAGCUGACAGAAUGGAAAA
This is a messenger RNA of Xiphophorus maculatus (southern platyfish), 4558 nucleotides long. It is a transcript of the gene pde5ab, whose product is annotated as phosphodiesterase 5A. Gene Ontology annotation, molecular function: 3',5'-cyclic-GMP phosphodiesterase activity; protein binding. The record is from RefSeq and is a predicted model, not a curated record. The transcript is spliced from 22 exons. Lineage: Eukaryota; Metazoa; Chordata; Actinopteri; Cyprinodontiformes; Poeciliidae. Bases 830 to 3445 code for a protein of 871 amino acids. Gene Ontology annotation, biological process: signal transduction.